Molecule: messenger RNA, 1598 nt
Organism: Ricinus communis (castor bean)
Lineage: Eukaryota; Viridiplantae; Streptophyta; Magnoliopsida; Malpighiales; Euphorbiaceae
Product: lysine histidine transporter 2
Exons: 7
Coding region: 76-1398 (440 amino acids)
Cellular component (GO): plasma membrane
Source: RefSeq, a predicted model, not a curated record
UGGAUCAGUAUUCAUAUCACAGUCUUCCUUAAUUUAUCAUCCAAACUAGAAGUUGAAGUUGUCUUGAUCAUAAUUAUGGCAUAUGAUAAGCCACUAGAUAGUGAUGCCGCUGCAAAGCAGAAGGCCAUAGAUGAUUGGCUUCCAAUCACUUCUUCCAGGAAUGCCAAAUGGUGGUACUCUGCCUUCCACAAUGUAACUGCCAUGGUUGGUGCUGGUGUCCUUAGCCUUCCGUAUGCCAUGGCUUCACUCGGAUGGGGUCCUGGUGUCGUUAUACUUAUUCUGUCAUGGAUCAUUACCCUAUAUACGCUUUGGCAAAUGGUGGAAAUGCACGAAAUGGUGCCUGGUAAGCGGUUCGAUAGAUACCACGAACUGGGUCAGCAUGCAUUUGGAGAAAAGCUAGGCCUAUGGAUAGUAGUACCACAACAACUAAUUGUAGAAGUUGGUGUGAACAUUGUCUAUAUGGUUACUGGAGGAAAAUCAUUGAAGAAGUUUCAUGAUUUGGUUUGCUCUAACUGCAAAGACAUCAGGACAACUUAUUUCAUAAUGAUCUUCGCUUCUGUUCACUUUGUCCUCUCACAUCUUCCAAACUUCAACUCCAUUACUAUUGUCUCCCUGGCUGCAGCUGUUAUGUCCUUGAGUUACUCUACAAUUGCUUGGGCAGCUACGGUGCAUAAGGGGGUUAAUCCUGAUGUGGACUACAGUAACAAAGCUAGCACUUCAACGGGAAAAUUGUUUCACUUCUUGAGUGCAUUAGGUGAUGUAGCUUUUGCAUAUGCUGGUCAUAAUGUUGUUCUGGAGAUCCAAGCGACAAUUCCUUCUACUCCUGAAGUACCUUCCAAGAAACCAAUGUGGAAAGGAGUGAUCGUUGCCUACCUAAUCGUCGCCGUCUGUUACUUUCCUGUUGCUUUGAUUGGUUACUGGUAUUUCGGCAACGCUGUGGACGACAACAUUCUCAUCUCACUGGAAAAACCAGCUUGGCUUAUAGCAACUGCUAACAUAUUCGUCGUCAUUCAUGUUAUAGGAAGCUAUCAGAUAUAUGCCAUGCCAGUGUUCGACAUGAUCGAAACUGUGUUAGUGAAGAAACUGAGUUUCAAACCUUGCUUUAGGCUUCGCUUCAUCACUCGCACCUUGUAUGUUGCAUUUACAAUGUUCAUUGCUAUCUGCAUUCCUUUCUUUGGUGGCUUGCUUGGAUUUUUCGGAGGGUUUGCUUUCGCCCCAACUACAUACUAUCUUCCCUGCAUUAUUUGGCUUGUCGUUCGUAAACCCAAGAGAUUCGGCCUGUCUUGGACUAUAAACUGGAUAUGCAUUGUGCUUGGCGUUUUGUUAACAGUGCUAGCACCCAUUGGUGGCCUAAGGCAAAUCAUCAUUUCAGCCAAGAGUUAUCAAUUCUUCUCAUGAGUAUAUUGCCAAUAUAGCAAUCUCAUGCUACAUUUUCAAUCAAAUCCUUUAGAAACUGAAAUGUAGAAUGAUUUUUUGGAGAAUAGGAUGGCUUUUCAAUUUGUAGUUCAAUCUUUAAAUUAUUGCAUUUUUAUUUUAUGCAUGUUUCUUGUAUAUAAAAUAUGAUUUGUAAUAAAAGAAGAUUCAUAACUGUUCUCUUA